Molecule: messenger RNA, 1945 nt
Organism: Clunio marinus
Lineage: Eukaryota; Metazoa; Arthropoda; Insecta; Diptera; Chironomidae
Source: the annotation of a GenBank genome assembly
AUGGAUUUAAAAAUUUCAAAAAAGGCAGCUCGAAGAAGACGUCAAAGAUUAAAACGAAAAGGUUUGUCGGCGGAAAACAUUUCGGAAGAAAAUCAAUUUGAAGAAAUUUCAAAGGAAGGAAAAGAAGAAGAAAAGCAGGGAAAUAUGAAUAAAGUUAAUGAGAAAUCAAAGGAACAAAUCUUGGCAGAACGUCAAGCGAAGAAGACUGCAAAGAUGCAAGGCAAGAAAAAGGAUAAUGCAAUCGUUUCAAGUCCUAAAAAUGAGGUAAAACUUGUUGCAACGACGGCACCAUCACCGAAUAAAACUGCCGAGCAGAAUUCAUCGCAUUCAACAACAUCUAAAGAAGUUAAUAGACAAGAAACUGAGAAAAGUAGAGAUCAAGUUCAUUCAGAACGUGAAGCACGAAAACUAGCAAAACAAGCAGCAAAGAAGAAAGGAGAAAAUUUAAAUCAAGAAAAAGAAAAAAAUCCGAUAAUGAAAACAAAUUCCGAUGUUGAACUGGCAGUAAAAAUGGAGAAUCUUCACAUCGCUGAUGACACAAUAAAUUUAGAAACUUCAUUAACAAAAGCAAAACCAGCAACAAAAGCAGAACGACGUGCAAUUCAAGAAGCUCAACGAGCUGCUAAGACAAAGUUAGUCGAAGAUAAGAAAGCGAUUGUUUCAAAACCAAAAGCAGUUGUCGAGUCACCUAAAGUGAGCACAAAACCAACACCGGCAGUAGCUGUAACAAAGAGUGGAAGUAUCACAAUAGCAAAGUCAACAGCCGUCCAUAAAGUUAAAUUAUUUAAACAUCUUUAUGCUGAUAAAUGUGAUUUGAAUAUUAAAGUAAAUCAACAACUUCAUCCAGCUAUAAUUAAAUUGGGACUUCAAUAUGCAAAUGACCUGAUUGUUGGAUCCAAUGCCAGGUGCUAUGCGUUUUUAAAUGCAAUGAAAACUCUUGUUAACGAUUACGAAACGCCACAAGAAAAAGUUUUUAGCAGAGGUCUUGAAGCAGAACUUCAACCAGCUGUUGAAUUCCUUCAAAAUUGUCGACCUUUUGCAGUCUCUAUGACGAAUGCUCUUAAAUAUAUUAAAAUGCUUGUUUCACUCGAAGAUUCUGAUACAAGUGACGAUGAUAAGAAGCAACGCUUGAUUGAAAAAAUUGACACAUAUGCAAAAGAACAGAUUGAAACAGCGGCAAUUGCAAUAAGUUUGAAGGUUCGAGAGAAAAUUUCUAAUGGCGACGUCAUUCUCAUUUAUGGAUGUUCAUCUUUGAUCAAACGAACAUUAGUUGAAGCUUACAGAGACUCAGAGAUCAAAUUUCGAGUAAUUAUUGUUGACUCGCGACCUGAUCAUGAAGGACAAGAAAUGCUUAAGUCGUUAGCAGUGCUAGGAAUUAAUUGUACUUAUGUCUUCAUUAACUCCAUCAGCUUCAUCAUGCCGGAAGUGACGAAAGUUCUUCUUGGAGCUCAUGCUUUGCUUGCCAAUGGCUAUGUCAUGUCUCGUGUUGGAACCGCACAAAUCGCAUUAGUUGCCAACUCUUACAACGUUCCAGUUCUUGUUUGUUGUGAAACACACAAAUUUAGUGAACGUGUUCAAACCGAUGCUUUUGUCUUCAACGAACUUGGCGAUCCAAAUGCACUCGUCACAAAUAAAAACACACGCGAAAUCUCAGAACAUUUGAAGGAUUGGGAGACAAUUCCAUAUUUGACACCAUUAAAUCUUCGAUAUGACAUCACGCCACCCGAACUGGUCACAGCUGUCGUUACAGAAGUCGCAAUUCUUCCUUGCACAAGCGUCCAAGUCAUUCUUCGUGUUAAACCAGCAGAAUAAAAACUUUUUCUUUUAUCAUUUUUUUUUAUUAAAAACCAAUGUUGAUAGUUACAAUCGAAUGAAUAAAAAGGAAAUAUUAAUAUUAAUGAUAUGGAAAGUUUCAAUUAUUGUGAGUGGAAAAGCGAAGUUCAAA